AAUGAUAUAUUAAUAUGUUCGCCUGGAGGAAAGCCAACGUUUUAAAAUCAAUGUGUGUUAAUUUAAUAGAAGACGAAGCAGCACGUACGUUAGCGCCGUGUGUUAACGGUUGCUUUUAGCCGUUGGUCUCACUUGAGAACAAACAUUUGAAAAAAAAUAAAUAAAUAGCAGACAUGAUACAUUUUUAUAAUAACAGGUAACUAAAACAUAAAGUUUUGAUUUGCGCAAUGUGGUGGCUUAUGCGUCUGAACCACGGAACAAAGUAUCUUCAGUAUCUAAGGGGAAGGAAAACGGUGACGGAACACCACUGGACACAUUUCCGCCAAUAACAAACCUGCUAGCGGCUAACGGCUAACGGCUACAUGUAUUGUUUAUGCUCGUCGUUGCAAGUUUGUAAACUAUGAGGUGAUGAUCCAUCGAAAGUGGGACAAACAGAACACACACAGCGUCGUCUAACACAAAUGCCACAAUGGAUCAGUGCACAGUGCAGAUGUGCAAAACGAAGAUGUUCUCUGUGUCUCACAAGACCGUCUUCGUGGUGGACCACUGUCCCUACAUGGCGGAGUCAAGUCGCCAGCAGGUGGAGUGUGACGUGCUGACAAAGAGUCGAGCUCAAGGGGUUAUUCCUUUGGCCCCUGUGUCCAAGUCCCUGUGGACCUGUGCUGUGGAGUGCUCCAUGGAGUACUGUCGGAUCCUCUACGAUAUUUAUCCAAGGGACAAACUGGUUAAUUACAUUGUGAGUGAUUCAGAGUUCCACAUCUUGAACAGCUGGAGGCAGGAAGACCAGAGUACUCAUGAGCUAAUGUCAGCUCUGGCAGCUGUUGGGCCACCCAACCCACGCGAGGAUCCAGAGUGUUGCAGCAUCCUGCAUGGGCUGGUUGCUGCGGUGGAGUCGUUAUGCAAGAUCACAGAGUUGCAGCACGAGAGGCGCACCUCUCUGAUGGACACGGCUGAGAGAGUUGCCAAUAGGGGGCGUAUUAUCUGCCUAACCAAUGCUAAAAGUGAUACUCAUGUUCGCAUGUUGGAAGACUGCAUCCAGGAAACCAUUUUAGAACAAAACAAGCUGGCAGCCGGCUCAGACAGGCUGAUGGCAAUCCAGCAGUGUGACCUUGUUCUAGUUCACAUCCACCCACAGGGCGAGGACACGCUGGUAUCCGACCGCCCGAAGAAGGAGAUCUCCCCUCUGCUCACCAGCGAGGUUCACAGUGUUCGUGCAGGGCGGCACUUAGCCACCAAACUCAACAUUCUGGUCCAGCAGCACUUUGACUUUGCCUCCACCACCAUAACAAACAUCCCCAUGAAGCCCACAUUAAAUGUUUGCGACCAGGAAGAGCAGCAUGCCAACACAUCAGCCAAUUAUGACGUUGAGCUCCUGCAUCACAGAGACGCUCACCUGGAGUUCUUUAAAAGCGGAGACUUGCAUAUGGCUGGCACCAGCACUCGGGAAAAUGGACUCAAAGAGACGAUUACGCUGAAAUGGUGCACUCCACGAACCAACAGCAUAGAACUGCAUUACUGCACGGGAGCCUAUCGCAUCUCCCCCACAGACGUCAACAGUCGUCCCUCCUCAUGCCUGACAAACUUUCUCCUUAACGGUCGAUCAGUGCUGCUGGAGCAGCCGAGGAAGUCGGGUUCGAAGGUCAUCAGCCACAUGCUCAGCAGCCAUGGCGGCGAGAUCUUCCUGCAUGUGCUCAACAGCAACCGCUCCACCCUGGAGGACCCGCCCUCCAUCAGCGAGGGCUGCGGAGGUCGAGUGACAGACUACCGCAUCACCGACUUUGGUGAAUUUAUGAGGGAGAACCGGCUCACUCCUGUGUCAGAGUCUUCCCAUGAUCCCUCGGGGAAGCUACCAGUUGAGAGGGCCAAGGCACAGCUGGAACGUCACACUCGAUACUGGCCGAUGAUCAUCUCCCAGACCACCAUCUUCAACAUGCAGGCAGUGGUCCCUUUAGCUAACCUGAUAGUGAAAGAGACUUUGUCUGAGGAGGACGUUCUGACCUGCCAGAAGACAGUUUACAACCUGGUGGACAUGGAAAGGAAGAAUGACCCUCUACCGAUUUCCACCGUGGGAUCCAGAGGCAAAGGCCCCAAGAGAGAUGAGCAGUAUCGCAUCAUGUGGAACGAGUUGGAAACAUUAGUAAAAACUCACUCCGGAGACACAGACAGACACCAGCGGGUACUAGACUGCAUCAUCGCCUGCCGCAGCAAACCUCCCGAGGAGGAGGAGAGGAAGAAAAGAGGGAGAAAGAGGGAGGAUAGGGAAGACAGGACGGAGAAAAACGGCAGCAAGGACACAGACGACAAAAGCUGGCAGGACUCUGAGAGACUAAAGGGUUUGCUGGAUAAAGAAGAUCAGGAGUCGGAGGUGAUCAAGGAUUCCCCGGACUCUCCAGAGCCGCUCAUCAAGAAGCCACGCUUGUCCACAGAGGAAGUUCAGCCUCCAGAGAGAGCAAAAGGUCCUGUGUCCCUCCUCACAAUGUGGACCAACCGCAUCACUGUAGCCAAUUCCAGGAAACACCAAGAGUUUGUUGGAAGAGUGAGCUCCGUGAACAACAAGUUCGAGUUGUACCAGCAGCUCAAAGACGAGAACGGGAUGGAUGUUCAUGAAAACGGCAAGGCCUCCAGAUGAUGUUUCCAUGGAUCCAUUGCUUCACCCCUGCCAAGGAUGAGAUUGUGGACCACAGUGUUUUUAAGACUUGGGUGUCACGUAAUACUCUCAAAACAAAGACAUUUUACAAUUUUUUUUACCCAUGAUUUUGUAGAUACGCUGUUCACAUAUUGUGUAACGCAAUAAAAGCUGUUAAUAGAGAA
This is a messenger RNA of Dicentrarchus labrax (European seabass), 2811 nucleotides long. It is a transcript of the gene ints13, whose product is annotated as integrator complex subunit 13. Bases 470 to 2629 code for a protein of 719 amino acids. The record is from RefSeq and is a predicted model, not a curated record. The transcript has 18 exons. Gene Ontology annotation, biological process: regulation of mitotic cell cycle; centrosome localization. Gene Ontology annotation, cellular component: integrator complex. NCBI's taxonomy places the organism in Eukaryota, Metazoa, Chordata, Actinopteri, Moronidae.